Portunus trituberculatus (swimming crab) is the source of this 1584-nucleotide messenger RNA. Its product is annotated as mucin-1-like. Lineage: Eukaryota; Metazoa; Arthropoda; Malacostraca; Decapoda; Portunidae. The record is from RefSeq and is a predicted model, not a curated record. The transcript has 4 exons. The coding region runs from base 1 to 1584 and encodes 527 amino acids.
AUGUCUACAGGUAGUGUGCUGUCCCUAUUAAUCAGCACCAAAAGGCAAUUAGUCCAAGUUGGCUACGUGCUGAGUAAUUGUCCCAAGUUUGCCUCGUGGAUUCUUUCAGCCGUGUUUAAUUUAGGUAUCGAGAGAACUAAGGCACACUUGGACACGUGUUCACGGACACACACCAACACUCACGGACUCACACCAGCACUCACGGACUCACACCAGCACUCACGGACACACACCAGCACUCACGGACUCACACCAACACUCACGGACUUACACCAGCACUCACGGACUCACACCAGCACUCACGGACUCACACCAACACUCACGGACUCACACCAGCACUCACGGACUCACACCAGCACUCACGGACUUACACCAGCACUCACGGACUUACACCAGCACUCACGGACUCACACCAGCACUCACGGACUCACACCAGCACUCACGGACUCACACCAGCACUCACGGACUUACACCAGCACUCACGGACUUACACCAGCACUCACGGACUUACACCAGCACUCACGGACUCACACCAGCACUCACGGACUCACACCAGCACUCACGGACUCACACCAGCACUCACGGACUUACACCAGCACUCACGGACUUACAGCACUCACGGACUCACACCAGCACUCACGGACUCACACCAGCACUCACGGACUCACACCAGCACUCACGGACUCACACCAGCACUCACGGACUCACACCAGCACUCACGGACUCACACCAACACUCACGGACUCACACCAACACUCACGGACUCACACCAACACUCACGGACUUACACCAGCACUCACGGACUCACACCAGCACUCACGGACUCACACCAGCACUCACGGACUUACACCAGCACUCACGGACUCACACCAGCACUCACGGACUUACACCAGCACUCACGGACUUACACCAGCACUCACGGACUCACACCAGCACUCACGGACUCACACCAGCACUCACGGACUCACACCAGCACUCACGGACUCACACCAGCACUCACGGACUCACACCAGCACUCACGGACUUACACCAGCACUCACGGACUUACACCAGCACUCACGGACUCACACACUCACGCACUCACGGACUCACACCAGCACUCACGGACUCACACCAGCACUCACGGACUCACACCAGCACUCACGGACUUACACCAGCACUCACGGACUCACACCAGCACUCACGGACUUACACCAGCACUCACGGACUCACACCAGCACUCACGGACUUACACCAGCACUCACGGACUCACACCAGCACUCACGGACUUACACCAGCACUCACGGACUCACACCAGCACUCACGGACUCACACCAGCACUCACGGACUCACACCAGCACUCACGGACUCACACCAGCACUCACGGACUCACACCAGCACUCACGGACUUACACCAGCACUCACGGACUCACACCACUCCCUCAGUUGGCGCGCGGCAGCCGGAGGCAAGGCCGCGUGCUCAUCAAUAUGCAGAAGGGAAAGCCGCGGAAGGCAGGGUUGUCUGUGGAAAUUGUGUUUCGAACGGCGCCGGGAAAGGCUUCCUCCCAGGCUCUUCCCGUAUGUCUUCCUCGUAUUCUGGGUUAA